AUGGUUUCUACGAGCAUUCAAGACCGGACGAAUGAGUUCCGCACAAUCCUUGCCCAGGCCCAGAAGCGGCAAACCGCAACCAAGGGCGGGCCUCAACGACAGUCCCUCCUCAACGAUUCGCAGAAAAGAGAAGCAAAUGGAGGGCCCAAUGGCCUUUCAAGAGGCACGAGGUCGGAAUUCGCUCGCAAUGCAGCACAGAUAGGGAGAGGGAUCACCACCACCAUGGGCAAGUUGGAGAGACUAGCGCAACUCGCGAAAAGAAAGGCCAUCUUCGACGACCGACCUGUUGAGAUUGCCGAGCUCACAUAUGUCAUCAAGCAAGACUUGGCUGGUCUCAAUGCACAAAUAUCCGCUCUGCAACAGCUCACGCAGUCACAACACCCAACUGCUUCCCAACCCCGAUCGGCGGACCAGGAAGGGCAGCACAACAAGAAUGUUGUAUUGAUGCUACAGAACAAGGUUACAGAUGUCGCCGCAAAUUUUAAAGAUGUCCUAGAAGUGCGUACCAAAAACAUUCAGGCGUCGAGAUCGAGGACAGAGAACUUCGUGUCGUCGGUAUCGGCAAGAUCACAACCCCAUCUGGAUGAUUCAAGGUCGCAGUCACCACUCUAUCAGGGCUCAAGUAGUCGGCAAAAAACUCCCCAGGCAUCGACGAACGACCUUCUCACCCUUGAACCUUCAAAUACUUCCACUUUGAUGAAGAAUACUCCUCAGUCCGACCAUCAGCUAUUAUUAAUGGAAGAAGCGCAGCCGACCAACACCUACAUUCAGGAACGUGGACAAGCCAUCGAAGUCAUUGAAAGGACGAUAAACGAACUGGGCAGCAUUUUCGGUCAACUUGCAACUAUGGUAUCGGAACAAGGCGAGAUGUUGCAACGGAUAGAUGCCAACACCGAGGAUGUGGUGGACAAUGUCCAGGGUGCGCAGAGAGAGCUGCUGAAAUAUUGGAACCGGGUACAAGGGAACAGAUGGCUGGUGGCUAAAAUGUUUGGUGUACUCAUGAUAUUCUUCUUACUUUGGGUGUUGAUAUCGGGUUGA
Molecule: messenger RNA, 1038 nt
Organism: Cladophialophora psammophila CBS 110553
Lineage: Eukaryota; Fungi; Ascomycota; Eurotiomycetes; Chaetothyriales; Herpotrichiellaceae
Product: syntaxin 5
Exons: 3
Coding region: 1-1038 (345 amino acids)
Biological process (GO): endoplasmic reticulum to Golgi vesicle-mediated transport; intracellular protein transport; vesicle fusion
Cellular component (GO): Golgi membrane; endomembrane system; SNARE complex
Molecular function (GO): SNARE binding; SNAP receptor activity
Source: RefSeq, a predicted model, not a curated record